GGGAGUGAAAUAACAGAUUCGGGAUAUUUACUUUGUAUUGUAAUUCGCUUGUAACACGACAUAAACGGGAGAUUCCCGUAGAUCAUAGUUUUAUCUAUGUUUAAAUGAUUUAUUGUAUGCGAUUGUGGGACAGUUCUUCGUUUGAGGACAUGUCUCUGUCAGGAAGUUAUCAGAAACCGGUAGUGCAGUAGCUAGCUAGCUAAAGCUUUCGCCGGCCGGGUACAGUCAGGCGGACCUCUUUGUCUGACUGGGAAAGGGAACGCGUGUUCUUUUUGUUUGGCAUUUUCUUUGUUUAGUAGUCUAAAGGGAACUCUGGGACCAGCGUUUCUCAAAAAGUGUUUAAAAUAUGCAAAACGUGAAGAAAUACUUCACAGAAGGACUGAUCCAAUUUACGAUCUUACUCAGUUUGAUCGGAGUUCGCGUGGAUGUCGACAGUUACUUGAACGGCUACUACUCACCGCUAGAGAUUAACAACGGUCCUAGCUCAGCCUACAUCCAGACACCGUUUCACAGUUUGAGGGACAAUUGGGACGGGUACAGUGUGCACCCCAAAUGUCCCGAGUUGGACUAUUUCUUCGCCUGCCGUCGGCUCCUGGAUGAGGUGAGGGCGCUUGGGUCGCCCAUCCGGUUCCCUACGCAGUUGAGCGCAUGGCUCGUGCACCAAGUACCUGACAGCUCGGAGUUCCGAGAGCCACCAAACAGCACGAGCAACAUUAAUGUUAGCGUGGGGCUGUUGUCAGAGAGUACCGGGGAAGAGGCCAACGACACUGAACUUCUCGCAGUCGACGAAAGCCAUACUGCCGCCCAGCUAAGUGAGCCGGGGCCUUAUCCCAGCACUGGAGCCUGCGAGAUACCCAAUGAGGAGGUUGAGGCACUGAAGGGGCGGAUGGAAGAGGAUGAGGAUGAAGGCAGAGCGGAACCUGUUUCCCUGACCCAGCUGACUCUCAGUUCCACACUAGAACAUGAGGGUUUGUUAAGUAGCGGAGCCCCUCUCUCCAGCCCUGAAGACCCCCCUCCCCCUGACAUCGACCAGCACUGGAGCCAAUUCCUGUCCCUACCCAUCUACGAAUUUGACGAUUUACACCCGCUGGUUCCUCAGCAGCUGUCUGACCUCGACGCCAACAUCUCCAGCGCCAUCAGCCAGGACGUCAGUCUCCGCGAUGCCAUAGUAACAGGCUCUGUCUACGACAUGAUCCCCCCGAGGGGUGGAGUCAGGACCCUGGUGGCCCGGCAACCAAGAGGGCCCCUCUUCCGACUCGAGUCCACAAACUCCUCCCACUCCGACUCUUCGCCCGGUACGACCACAGGGCUGGCCGUACUACCGUAUGCCGCUGUGGUCAACGGAACGCGAAACGGGUCAUCGUCCCAUGGUGCACUUGAAGGCUAUUUGGACGAGGCGGUGUUUGACCAGAUCAACCUGCUGGGGCUGGAGGGCUGCUUGGACACCAUGGACGCCCAGCUACUGGGGAUCCUACAGGGCAUCUACCCUCGUGUCCUGGAGGACCUCGACUCAGACUCCGGCCUUUCUCUGGAGAGCAGCUCUCAAGGCCCAGACUCCCCAGGUGCAUCUGAGGUGUCGUCAUCGUCUUCCAGUUCAUUUUUUGAGGACGAGGGUGGGGCUACGGGCUACAGCAGCGAGGUGGACUCCCUCCCCUCCAAGUGCAUUGACGACUACAACACAUGGUCGCCUGUGGAUCUCAGCGAGAGCGUGUGGCACGACCACAGCUACUCCUCCCCAGCCUUCUCCCAACCGUCAGCCACCACGUUCCCCCACAAAGCCAUCAAAGAGGAGCCUUUCAGCGAUGAAGACGACGACGGGGAAGAUAACGAAGACCGGGAGCUUAGCCGCGACCAACUCCGCACCCGGGCGCUUCAUGUCCCGUUCUCGGCGACGGAGAUCGUCAGCAUGCCCGUGGAGGAGUUCCUGGAGCUCCUGGAGGGGCGUGGCCUCUCGCCCGCCCAGGUUGCCCUCCUGAGGGACAUCCGCCGUCGAGGGAAGAACAAGCUGGCGGCGCAGAACUGCCGCAAGCGCAAACUGGAUGCCAUCACGGGGCUCCAGGAGGAGGUGGAGAGGCUGCAAGCCCAGAGGAACAGGCUGCUUAGGGAGAGGCAGCACACGGCCAAGGCUCUUGGCGCCGCGGGCCAGCGCAUGGAGGACCUCUCCAGGGACAUAUUCUCCAGGCUCAGGGACAGCUCAGGACGACCCCUGACCCCAGAGAGAUACACCCUGCAGUGCGAGGCCAACGGGAGGUUUGUGGUGCAGCAGGUCAGGCGUCCUAGUGUUGCCACGACGACAGCUGGAGGUAAAACGGACAAAAGGAAGAAGAAGAAGCCUUGAUGCAGCAAGGGCUGCUGGUACUUGACACGUUAAGAGGUGUUAUUGUUUUUUCUGAACUUACAGGCCAGAUUCUGGUCAUGUGACUGUUUCCGGAUCUUUCUCUUCCUCCUUGUCUGGACUCUCCGAUCUUAGGAGCCCAAAAUGGCAGAAACAUAUUUUUUAAAAUACACCCAAAAACUUACAUAUACAAAUAUUACAGAAUGUGUGAAUGGAGCUUUUUUUCUGGAAAAAGAAACAGCUCAAACACUGGACUCUUUAAUGUUUUUUUCACUAUAUAAAUGAAAGGGUUGUAUUAUCAUUAAAGCAUCAAGGAGAAUGUAUUCUUGUCCUGAGGAUGUCAGGCUGCAGUAUUAUUUGUAUAGUUCCUACAAAAAUAAAUUGUAGGCCAGUUAAAAAUAAAAACAGAAUGCCAAUUCUAUAGCUUAAAGGGACACUUCGGGAAUUUGGCAAUGAGGCCAUAUAUCUACUUCCCCGUAGUCAGACAAAUUUGUGGAUACCAUUUGGUAUGUCUCUGUGUCCGGUAUGAAGGAAGUUAGAGGUAAUUUCACGAGCCAAUGCUAACUAGCGUUAGCGCAAUGACUGGAAGUCUAUGCUACCAGAUGCCCAUAGACUAGUUAGUAAUUGCGCUAGUUAGCAACUAACUUCAAACUGCAUACAGAGACAUAGAAAUGGUAUCCACUAGUUCAUCUGACCCUGGGGAAGUAGAUAAAAGGCCUCAUUGCCAAAAUCCUGAAGUAUCCCUUUAACCUCAACUUAAAAUUGAUAGCAGUUGUUUUGGCAUCUAUUGAUAAAUAUUUCUAAAAAUCUGACCAAUGUUCCCCCAUAGACCCUAGUUUAAGUUGAAAUGUUUCAAAACUCAAUCUAACUGGCAACAUGUUAGACGUCAUUUGAAAGGGCUUAAUUUAAUUUUCAGUCAUGUUUUGAUAGCUGUGGCUAUUGCUUUAUGUAUGAUCACUUUUUUGUAUGUUUUUUUAAUUUUUACUUUUUACCUAUUUUUCUCCCCAAUUGGUAGUUAGU
Coregonus clupeaformis (lake whitefish) is the source of this 3355-nucleotide messenger RNA. RefSeq names its product endoplasmic reticulum membrane sensor NFE2L1-like. Gene Ontology annotation, molecular function: RNA polymerase II cis-regulatory region sequence-specific DNA binding; DNA-binding transcription factor activity, RNA polymerase II-specific. Gene Ontology annotation, biological process: regulation of transcription by RNA polymerase II. The record is from RefSeq and is a predicted model, not a curated record. The transcript has 5 exons. Bases 347 to 2338 code for a protein of 663 amino acids. Lineage: Eukaryota; Metazoa; Chordata; Actinopteri; Salmoniformes; Salmonidae. Gene Ontology annotation, cellular component: nucleus.